CCAAGAUUUAACUCCAACAACCCCCAUCGACAACGUAUCCUGUUCAUAUCCUGCAGCAUUACAACCAUCCGCGACCGUCCUUCGGCGAUUACUCGGACAUUCCGCCUCACUAACUUCUUUCGACCGACCGCACUUUCUACAGCAUCAGUCAACUCUCGCCGACACAAUGGGGAAAGAUAGAAAGGUCGCCGAUGACUUCCAAAAGCUCAUUCAGGCGGACCGCGAGAAGAAAAAGAACGAGGCCCUCGCGGCCAGGAUCUUUAACCGGACCAGCACGCCCGUCUCGACGCCCAAACAGACCACCGGUGGUUCGCUUGCAAGUCGCACCGGCGUCAAGAAGCAACGCGGCGGCGGCCCCCAGUCAGCACCUUCGAAGAACAACAACGAGAGAGUCGGCUCAUGGACCGUUGAUCUUGGUCCUGGCUCAAGGUCCGCCAACAAUACCCCCAAGUCCGGUGGCCUUGCGGCGCGCAUCACCAACCCAAAUGCUGGACCUGCGGGUAACCCCCGCCAGAAAAGGCGGGCUGCGCAGAUGGCGGAGGCGAUCAUUAGGAAUGAGUUCCAGGAGCAGUCGGAUCAGCGCAGGCAGCAAGGUCAACAGAGGCGCCAGCAACACCAGCAACAGCACCAAGCCCCUGCCAAUGCGCCCAAGGGACCGGCAGCUGCGUCAGUUCCUACGGGUCCUAGCAGCAAGGGAUUUACAAUCAGGGGUCUGGCAGGACCUUUUGCGGUAAUGGCGCAGAACUUUGCUCCCGGAACGACAGCGGCCGAUAUCGAGAACGCCAUGACCCCCAUUGGCGGCCUAAUACUCAGCUGUCGUAUCAUGAAGCACCACCCGAUUGUUAUCGCCGAGAUUGUGUUUGAAAGCAAGGAGGGUGCCGACAAUGUGAUUGCUACAUUCGACAAGCAGACAGCCGACGGUCGUGUUCUUAGUGUGUAUCACAAACCAAGCGGUCCUACGUACCCCCUAACCUCCCAGCUACCUCCGUCUCGCGCCCCCACCGGCCCCCGCUCUCAACGCUCGAACGACUACUAUCCCGAGGAUGAUCUGAUUGACGGUACUUUGGGUUUCGAAGACGCUAUGGAGGAGGACGACCUGAUGGCUAAUGGCAACGGACGGCAGCCACCCAGGGGACCGGCAGCUAUGAAUGGCGGCGGCACUGGCGGGCUUUAUAGCGACCAGCUGGUCCGCAAUAGAAAGGGCAGAGGUUUCAAUGGCAACGGCGGGAGAUACUAGUACCCUCGGAGGGGAAGCUGUUUCGUAAGAUCGAGAUUGAACAAGGGAUAAUGUGCCGGUAUGGGUUAGGGUCCCCUGAAUGCGCCAUCACAAUACAUUGGAAUGAAGGACAGCCGAGCAGGAAGAGGAGGCCACAAGGGAAUUUUAGGAACUAAACAAUAGACACUCAGGAUGGUGCACGUGUGGAUUUGUUUAUCAACCCUGUUUGGCAGGAAGGCGCAUAUGGCGUUAAUACGGAAGGGAAAGGCCGGCAGGCAGGGGCUUGCCUUUUGUAUGAAAGUGAAGAAUAUUGUACGCUUAUGAACGUCUCCUAAGCAUCAGUCGAUGGAGCACCAGCAAGUCCCCUGAAAAGGGGGAAAAGGGGAAAAGGGUGUUAACAAUCACCACACAUUAGAGCG
Messenger RNA from Neurospora tetrasperma FGSC 2508, 1635 nucleotides. RefSeq lists its product as uncharacterized. Bases 167 to 1237 code for a protein of 356 amino acids. The transcript has 3 exons. NCBI's taxonomy places the organism in Eukaryota, Fungi, Ascomycota, Sordariomycetes, Sordariales, Sordariaceae. The record is from RefSeq and is a predicted model, not a curated record. Gene Ontology annotation, molecular function: nucleic acid binding.